Molecule: messenger RNA, 677 nt
Organism: Aphanomyces astaci
Lineage: Eukaryota; Oomycota; Saprolegniomycetes; Saprolegniales; Verrucalvaceae
Exons: 3
Coding region: 21-392 (123 amino acids)
Molecular function (GO): protein binding
Source: RefSeq, a predicted model, not a curated record
AAACGUUUUGCUCGGCGAAAAUGGAGUUGUCGAAGACCAUCGGCGAGCAAAGCAUCGUGGGGGUGAAGGUGGACCUGGCCACGCAAUGCAAAGCCCAAGGAAACGAAGCCUUCAAGUCAAAGGAGUUCCGACGUGCCGAAGGGUACUACAAGAAGGGGCUGCAGUUCUUGGAAGCGCCGCAGACUUGCCAGUACUCUCAAGAGGAGCUUAUGACAGUGGGUCCCGUGCUUGCAACGCUGCACGUGAACAUCGCGGCCUGCUGUCUGCAAGGCAGUACCGUCGACAGCGCCAAGUGCAUUUUGCAUUGCACACAGGUACGUUUCUACCAACUCUCCUCAUUUGACGAAUACGCGGCGCCCAUACUAUGCAGGCCAUCAAGCACGAUCCUUUGAACGUGAAAGCCUGGUAUCGACGGAGCCAAGCGUUUAUGAAGCAGAAGGAGUUUGCCUUGGCAAAGGACGAUGUCACACACGCCCUUGGACUCGAUCAGCAGCCGUCAACUUCCAUCGUCACACUCCGAAGACACUUGGUGGCUUUGCAAGCGGCGUCCGCAAAAGUCAAGGCGGCCGAGAUAGCUUCCUUUCAGCAUAUCUUCCGAUCAUAACUGGUUUUCGCGAGAUGAGUUAUCCAUAACGACAAUACUAAUUCAAACCCAACUAUCCGAUUGAGGAGCAACC